CGCGCCGUCACAGUCAGCUGACGUCUUGCCCCAACACCCAUAAUCAGCUGUUUAUUUAAAGCGCCAACAUGUUAACAUACAUUUAUCUCUUUUGCGCUCAUUUAGUUUUAUAUUUCAUCACAUGAUCCUUAUGUCGUGGCAGAAAAGGCCACUAAUUGUUUUUAUAAACAAUUCCGAAGCUAAUACAACCAAUAGAAACUAAGAGUCGAUCUCGCUAACCAAUAGGAUCGCAGGAACUGACGUGAACUUCGUACAAAUCUUGCGAUCCAUUCUAUAGAAUCGAACGAAAUGAAGCGACUUUUAUUUUAUCUCGCCAAAAUGGCGGACGCGUCGUUCGCGGUGCGCGGAAUGAAAACACCCGAUAAUCUUUAUGAUUUGUGUUUAACAAAUUUAGUGAACUAUUUGCAGAAAUUUAAGUGCGAUCGAAAUGAUUUGCGUUUGCUGCCGGACAGUGUCCUCAUGGAUAUUUAUUACAAGAUGCUGCAGGAUAAGCGGCUAUGCAUCCUGGGCGCGGAGCUCUCCGAGCUUGACAUAUUCGAGCGGCUGCUGCGCUUCACCGGCGCCCAGCUGAGGUUGCUGCAGUGCUUCCAGGCGGUGAUAGAACACGGCUCGAAGCUGUCUGUGGAACUUGCGGGGGCGUAUAUCACGCGCUGCGAGUCUGGCGACCGCUCCAGAGAUUAUCUUAUACAGCUGGGACUCAGGCUAGGCGGAUUUUUCAAUGAGGCUGGUUGGUACGCGGACGCGGAGCGCGUGUUGCUGCGCUGCCGACAGCUGUGUCAGGCGCAGCCGCAGUCGACGCACUACCGCCGUCUCACACUCGAGUGCUGCCACAGAUUACUGAACACUCAGUCGGCGUACUGCUGUUUCCCCGCGGCGGCGGAGACGUACGAGCUGUCGCUUCGGCUGCUGGGGCUGGGGCACACGGCACCCGCCAGCGCACCACCGACCGAAACGUUGCGCGCCUGUCUGCGCGCGCUCGACGGACACCCAGACUGCGACUCCGACGAUUAUAGAUCUACGGCGUGCGUGGCGGCGGGGUGCCGCGCUGGGUGUGCAUCCGCAGCGCUGCUGGCGCGGUUGUGCAAGGAGUUCAGCUCGCUGCACUUUGUGCGCUGCGACUAUGGCGCCGCGCACGCCUGGAGCACGCGCGCACUCGCCCUGCUCACGCCGCACGCGCCCGCCAGGGUGGCGGUGGAGGUGAUCAGGGCGUGCGGCAAGGCGUGCGUGGUGAAGCGGAGGUUCGCUGCGGCGGGUCUGCUGCUGCGCCAGGCGGUGGCGCUCGCUCGCCGCGCCUUCGGUCCUCGACAUCCGGCGCACGCGCACGCUCUACUCGACUACGGCUUCUAUCUGCUCAAUGUAGACUCCAUCUCGCGUAGCGUCGCCGUCUACGAGGAGGCGUUGUCGACGUUGCGGCGUGUGUUCGGUCGCAGCAGCCUGCACGUGGCGACGGCUCAAGAAGACCUGGCGUACGCGCUCUAUGUACUCGAGUACUCCUCCGGCCGCUUCUACAAGGCGCGAGAUCACGCCGAGCGCGCCAUCAGGAUCAUUGAGAACCUGGUGCCGCCUGACCAUCUGCUGCUGGCCUCCGCCAAGCGAGUGAAGGCGCUCAUACUGGAGGAGAUCGCCCUAGACACACCCGCGGGACAGGACAUGAGCGAGCCGAGCCUGCUGGAGGAGUCGGAGGCGCUGCACAAGGCGGCGCUGGCGUUGUCGAUGUUGGCGUUCGGUGAGAAGAAUGUGCAGACUGCCAAACACUACGGCAACCUCGGUAGACUCUAUCAGAGCAUGCAGAAGUUCCAGGACGCGGAAACGAUGCACCUGAAGGCGAUCGCUAUAAAGGAGGAGCUGCUUGGCGCUGAGGACUACGAGGUGGGGCUGAGUGUUGGUCAUCUCGCCAGCCUCUACAACUACCACAUGAACAUGCACUGCGCUGCUGAGAAACUCUAUCUGCGCUCCAUCGCCAUCAGUCUGAAGCUGUUUGGGGAACGUUACUCCGGUCUGGAGUACGACUACCGCGGGCUGGUGCACGUCUGUACCCAGCUGAAGAGACACGAGCGCGCGGAGCAUUACAGCGCGCUGCUGCAGCGGUGGCAUGAACUACGAGAGCAAUCAAAGACGGAGCAGCAGCCGGCGCUCAAUGACGAGCAAGUGUUGCCUCUGGCGGAGCUGUGCGCCCGACUUGAUAUACAGUGAGGGUGCUCCGCCCACUGAUGUACACGCCACGCCCCCCGGCCCCGCCCACUGCCCCGCCCACAGCCACGCCAGUUAACAUCAGGUGGAUUAUGAUGGAAAAUAUAUUAAAAUUAGUUAAAUGUGUGGCGCGGUUUUGGUUGCUGUUGGUUCUUCAACCAUCAGUGUCGAUAAUCUUAUGAUCCCGGGAAUUUUUAUAUCGAAAAAACAAACAACCCGGGAAACAUUCAACUAUUUUUCUUGUAUAUAGAUUUUUUUUAAAUGGAUAUAAAAUGAAUUUUAAAUUAUUAAUUACUCAAUUUUACUCUGUAUUUUUAUGAUCCGAUGUGAGUUAAGUUUAAUUUUUUAAUCUGUAACAAUUUUGCUUGACUACUCUUUGGCGGGAAAAUGCAGAAUGACGUAAAAGAGAAAAUGGAGAAAAAAAGAUAAAUUAUGUAUACUCAUGUUAUGACAGCUUUUGUAUGACAUCGAGUCUCAGAAAUGUAUGAGAAAAUUGUAAAACGCAAAUUAGGGUUGCCAGUAAAAUUAAUUACUCAAAAUAUUUAGACGCAAUUAAACGAUUAGAAUUGAUUUAAAAUGUACGUAGAUGUUUUGCACAAUUUUUAUUAUUUAAUUAGUGUUUGUAAAUUUGUUCGGUGAGAAAAUCGGCCAUUUGCAUGUUUGUGAUAAGAAACCUUCAGUAGUCAUCUAUUCUGAUCUCUUAUACAAAUUAUUUUAUAUAUUUACGCUAUUAUAUCAUCUUAUCAUGUAAUUAUAUUUAUUAAUCAUAUUAAUCAGUCGUAUACAGACUAAAAUAAUGGACAGAACAUCACAUUGAGGAAUCCAUAGACACUGUGAUCGUGUACAUAUUGUUUUUGGACCAUAGAUUAAAUUGUGCAUAUAUGUAUUUUAGUAGACCUUGCUCUGCAUAUAUCUUGUGUUCCUUUAUAUUUAGUGAUGUAAACUUAUAAAUCAACAAGGUUAUCUGAAUCUGUGGGCAUAAAUCAAACUAAAUUAUGACUGCACACUAGCGCCCCUCUGUC
Molecule: messenger RNA, 3212 nt
Organism: Papilio machaon (common yellow swallowtail)
Lineage: Eukaryota; Metazoa; Arthropoda; Insecta; Lepidoptera; Papilionidae
Gene: Pat1
Product: amyloid protein-binding protein 2
Exons: 13
Coding region: 289-2193 (634 amino acids)
Biological process (GO): intracellular protein transport
Molecular function (GO): protein binding
Source: RefSeq, a predicted model, not a curated record